Messenger RNA from Iphiclides podalirius (scarce swallowtail), 288 nucleotides. Lineage: Eukaryota; Metazoa; Arthropoda; Insecta; Lepidoptera; Papilionidae. The record is from the annotation of a GenBank genome assembly.
AUGUGCCUUAACGAAAAGAAGACAAGCAACCAAGAAUUAGAUCCGCUAUCUAUUAGUCCAAAAGGUCGACUUUCACACACAUUGGCCUCCGACCUGGUGAUGUGGUCACGUCCAAAUAUAUCACGACGAGCGCUGUGUUCCGCUCUUGAAAAGGGGGACAGCUCUGCCCGCGACUCGCUAACUAUAACUGCGUACGUGACUUUUUGUUUCGCGUCUAGUGAAUUUGGGACGGGGCUGCGUAAGCCGCCAUCACCGGAGACGUUGCCAGGCCGCUGGCUGGAAAUAGGC